Messenger RNA from Ostrinia furnacalis (Asian corn borer), 528 nucleotides. It is a transcript of the gene RpS15A, whose product is annotated as ribosomal protein S15A. Gene Ontology annotation, molecular function: structural constituent of ribosome. Lineage: Eukaryota; Metazoa; Arthropoda; Insecta; Lepidoptera; Crambidae. The transcript is spliced from 3 exons. Gene Ontology annotation, cellular component: ribosome. Bases 113 to 502 code for a protein of 129 amino acids. The record is from RefSeq and is a predicted model, not a curated record. Gene Ontology annotation, biological process: translation.
AUAGUGACAUUUAAAAAAAGUAAAAAGUUUUAAGGUUGGCAACAUUACAUAAAUGUCUCUUUUCGACGAUCUUGUCAUUUUAGAUUGUUGAGGCGGGUUUUAAAUCCUAGCCAUGGUGCGUAUGAACGUAUUGAGUGAUGCGCUGAAGUCUAUUCACAAUGCUGAGAAGCGCGGCAAACGACAAGUCCUCAUCAGGCCCUGCUCGAAAGUUAUUGUUAAGUUCUUGACUGUGAUGAUGAAGCAUGGCUACAUUGGUGAAUUCGAAAUUGUUGACGACCACAGAGCCGGCAAGAUUGUCGUUAACCUCACAGGAAGAUUGAACAAGUGUGGGGUUAUUUCACCUCGUUUUGAUGUACCCAUCAAUGACAUAGAAAGAUGGACUAACCUCCUUCCAUCUCGACAGUUCGGAUAUCUCGUGCUUACCACCAGUGGUGGUAUCAUGGACCAUGAAGAAGCCAGAAGGAAACAUCUUGGAGGAAAAAUUCUAGGUUUCUUUUUCUAAGUUUAUUCAAUACAUUUAAGAAUGUA